Molecule: messenger RNA, 2190 nt
Organism: Corapipo altera (White-ruffed manakin)
Lineage: Eukaryota; Metazoa; Chordata; Aves; Passeriformes; Pipridae
Gene: KCNK13
Product: potassium two pore domain channel subfamily K member 13
Exons: 2
Coding region: 334-1569 (411 amino acids)
Biological process (GO): stabilization of membrane potential; potassium ion transmembrane transport
Cellular component (GO): membrane
Molecular function (GO): potassium ion leak channel activity
Source: RefSeq, a predicted model, not a curated record
GGGGGCAGGAAGGGGAUAUGAAACUGGCGGGCACGAGAGCCCGGCGCGGCGGGCGGUGGGGCUGAGAGGCUCUGCGGGACGGGACGGGACGGGGACGGGCGGUUCCCUCGCCCGCAGGAUGCGCUGCAGCCCGAAGCGCGUCCGCCGCGCCCUGCCCCCGGGGCGAAGGUGCCGGCCGGCUCCCCGGAGCGCUGCUCGCCGCCGCCGGGCUCCGCGGCGCCCGGAGCCCCACAGCCCCGCGCACGGCGGGCGGGCGGUGCCGUGAUGCCCGGCGGCGGCAGCGGGGCCCCGACGUAGCGUGGCGGCGGGGAGCCCGGUCCCGCGGGGCGGAGGAUGGCGUGUGGCGGCGGCUGCUGCUGCUCCUCCAGCGCGGGUCGCCUGAAUGCGGACAACGCGCGGUUCCUCCUGCUGGCGGUGCUGAUCCUGCUCUACAUGCUGUGCGGCGCCGCCGUCUUCUCGGCCAUCGAGCUGCCCACGGAGCGGGAGGCCAAGGAGCGCUGGGAGGAACGGCUGGAGAACUUUACCCGGCGCCACAACCUCAGCCGCGCCGAGCUCCGGCUCUUUCUCCGGGAGUACGAGGAGGCCAACGUGGCCGGCAUCCGUGUCGAUGACAUCCGGCCCCGAUGGGAUUUCACCGGCGCUUUCUACUUCGUGGGCACCGUCGUUUCCACUAUCGGGUUUGGUAUGACCACCCCAGCCACCGUUGGAGGCAAAAUUUUUCUGAUAUUUUACGGCCUUAUAGGAUGUGCAGGGACCAUUUUGUUCUUUAACCUGUUCCUGGAACGCUUGAUCACAGUCAUAGCUUAUGUCAUGAAGUCCUGCCACGAAAGACAGCUGAGGAGGAAAGGCGUUCUCCCUCACAACGGCCGACGGGGCUCAGGGAUGUCUGAGGUGGACAGCCUGGUGGGCUGGAAGCCCUCUGUGUACUAUGUCAUGCUGAUUUUAUGUGUAGCAUCACUCAUCAUUUCCUGCUGUGCCUCUGCAAUGUAUACACCAAUCGAAGGGUGGAGUUACUUUGACUCACUUUACUUCUGCUUCGUGGCCUUCAGCACCAUAGGUUUUGGUGACCUGGUCAGUAGCCAGAACAUCAAGUAUGAAAGCCAAGGCCUUUACCGCUUUGGCAAUUUUGUCUUCAUACUCAUGGGGGUGUGCUGCAUCUAUUCCUUAUUCAAUGUGAUCUCUAUUGUGAUCAAACAAUCCAUAAACUGGAUAUUAAAGAAGUUGUCCUGCAAGUGCUGCCACAGAUGCCAAAGAAGAUUAUUUCGUUCAAGGAGGAACGUGGUAAUGCCUGGAAAUGUGCGCAGCCAGAGAAACAUCUCCAUCGAGACUGAUGUUGUCAAUGAGAGUGACACAGACGGACGCCGUCUGUCAGGAGAGAUGAUCUCCAUGAAAGACUUCCUGGCCUCAAAUAAAGUCUCAUUGGCCAUCAUGCAGAAACAGCUGUCAGAAACUGCUAAUGGGUAUCCGAGGCAAAUGAGCUGUAAUUCAAAGCAAAACGGAUUCUCUGGUGGGGUUGGAGCCCUGGCAAUUAUGAAUAACAGACUGGCAGAGACAAGUGUGGAUAGGUAAAAUUGUAACAGUAAUAACAGUGAAACAGUGUGAGCCAUUUCAACAAGUAUUGAAACAAUGUGAAUCGAGUGGAAGUAGCUAGGGAGAGAGUGCCAGCAGAGGCUGGGAUGAAUGUGAAGGGCAUACCUUCUGACACUUUUUUGGGGCUGUCACUUAAUGUUUUUGAAUUGCACCAGUCCCAGCCUUCCUUAUUUCCCAUCCCUCUGCUUCUCAAGCAGGUCACUGCAGAAGGAAUUUAAUUUAGCCUCCAGAUCAAAUUUCCAUGUCCUGUUCUUUUCCAUUUAUGUGAAACACAGAUUUCAGGAUAAGAAAUAUGUGGGAUGGGAAGAAACCAAGUGUGUCUACUGAACACAUCCUUAAUUCAAAGAUUUUUCUUUGAGCUUUCUGUCUUAUUCUCAUCAUACCUGUUUCCUGAAAGUAGUUCAUCUGAGACCAAAAGAGGAAUAAGCCUUUCUCUAUGAUAUUGCAGAUCUAAUUUAAUGAAAAAUAGUAUGAAAGUUGGUAGGUAUAUUUUGGGGUUAUUGUGAUGUGAAUGAGGAGAGAAUUUUGCCCUUAGAAUUUAAUUUAGUCUUUCCUUUAAGAGGAUACUGUCAAAAGUGAUAGAAUAAAAAUUUAUCCUAC